Trematomus bernacchii (emerald rockcod) is the source of this 870-nucleotide messenger RNA. RefSeq lists its product as uncharacterized. Lineage: Eukaryota; Metazoa; Chordata; Actinopteri; Perciformes; Nototheniidae. Bases 1 to 684 code for a protein of 227 amino acids. The record is from RefSeq and is a predicted model, not a curated record. The transcript has 6 exons.
AUGUCAGAAAGUUCUUCAGGUGUGAACACGCUCACUGGCAGUUUUCCCAAAUCCCACUCCUCCCAGUGCUCCGACCUCCGGGUUACACGAACACCUCUCUCUGUGGACCAGAGUCCCGAUUCUGGACUUGUAGCUACACCUCUUCCCUCGAGUCGUUUCCGCUUCGUGUCUUGGCAUCGCCUGGAGCAGUGUGAUGUAACGGGCGACCAGCUGACCUGCCCCAGGGAGUUAAAUCUGUCCUACCAGAAUUUGGGUGACCCGUUCCAAAAAGAGAAUUUCCUCCGGAUCCUCCGCCGGUUGAUCCGUGUGGAGAAUCUACAACUGGUUGACAACUCCCUCACCAACCUGAGUUCUGUACGUCUGCCAAGGUGCAGAAUGCUCAACCUGCAGCGUAACCACCUGCUGUGUUUGCGUCAGCUGCCAAAGCUCCCCGCCGUGGAGCACCUCUCUCUGUCUGAGAACGCCAUCGGCUCCCUGGGGGGUCUGGGGGCUCUGGGGAUCGGCCCUCUGCGCUCCCUCAACCUGAGCCGCAACCCUGUGACCUUCACUCAGGACUACCGUGCACGUGUUUUCCUCUGUUUGCCAAAGCUUGAGAUCCUCGAUGGGAUCCCAAAGCUGCCAGAAGACUCUCUGCCCACCAGACUACAGUUCCCAGAAACCACCAGGAUGUGCAACAUUUUAUGACCCUGGCAGCAAUGAACAGGCUUCAGCAAAGAACUCUUCAACACACACAUUGUGUCUCUACAGUUGCCGAAAAACACUGACAAAGCCGACAAUAGAACUGUAUUGUGUACGUGCUCCAAGGCCAUGCAAAACCCUUUUAUAUGCAGUACCAAUUAUACAUAGUAUUAUUUAUCUUUGUUAAUGAUA